AAGCUGCUAGUGACCACUAAAGAAGCGCAUAUCGAAGUACCGCCGCGGUAAGCUUCAAAUAAAUCGUCUCUAAAAGCAGUGAUAUACAACAUAACCUCUAACAUUAUAGGUCACUACACCUUCGUACAUUCCGUACAACUUAUUAUUACAAGUGCCUUCUAGUUGUGUGACAGUUAAAUACUGAACAAAUUUUGUAUUCUUCACACCUGGAAUAAAUUAACAAAAUUAAACUGGUUUCACUGUCUCGCAACAUCAUACAAAAUUUGUUCAAUGGCGAGCACGACAUUGAAUAACGAGAAACUAGCGGAUCAAGAUGCUAACGUACGAAGCGAAAAAGUAAACACGGUAGAACAAGAAAUUCCAACGACGGGUAACAACACAAUAUCCACCAUCGUCCCGGAAGAAAACAAGCUCGGCGCUAAACCUAAACAAGUCAAGGCACUUAAGAUAGCGACGAAAUCUAAAACCAAACGCAAUCCACUACGAACGGUAAGGAAACGUAAAGAUUUUCACUGUGGCAAAUGCGAUGAACGGGACACUAGUAGGAUGGUGCUUUGUGACCAAUGUGAGGUUUGGUACCAUUAUUCCUGUGUGGAAGUAACACCCAGUGUAGCGGAUCAAACAAAUUGGAAGUGCCCAUUAUGUGAGACUAUCACAAGUAAAAGUAAGCCAGCGAAUAAGGAGAAAACUAUAGUAGUUCAGAAUCCGGAAACCAAACCCGAUGAUCAUGAUGAAGUCAAGUCUAUCAGGAGUUCGAUUAUCUCUAGCAGCAGUACGAGGAGGAUCGCUGAACUUCGGUUGAAGAAACUAAAGGCCCUGACGGAACUUAAGCAACACUACGUAGAGCAAAAAUUCUUGAUCCUAGAAGAGGCCGCCCUGGAAGAAGGCACAGUUGAUGACCGCAGCGAAAUAGAUAAAUUAUCGGCGAUCGAGAGUUGGAUCGAUAAAACUAACCUGGGUAGGAGUGAAUCUGUCUUGAUAGCUGGAAGCGACCCGAUUGAAGAAAUUAACCUGCCUAAAAUCAAUCAACUGCAGAUCAACCCUGCCCCGUCUCGGAACAAGAAUGCGUACGUACCACAUGAAUUCAACCCGGAAAAGCGUUCUACACCGUUAGCUGAAGUCGCAAGGAAUCGUGACCGUGACAUACACUCUGUUGGAACAAUUUCUAUAUCUAAACAAAGCAAGGAUGAAGUUCCUACCAAUUUACAACAUUCUUUGUAA
Molecule: messenger RNA, 1221 nt
Organism: Uranotaenia lowii
Lineage: Eukaryota; Metazoa; Arthropoda; Insecta; Diptera; Culicidae
Exons: 3
Coding region: 271-1221 (316 amino acids)
Source: RefSeq, a predicted model, not a curated record